UCGCGUUUUUACCUCGUGGCAUCACGAGAAGUAUGUGGUAAAAUAUGCCUUGCUGAUGAAGUCGCGAGCGGCGGCUAGUUAGAAUUAAAAUGGCAUUAAAACAAAAGCAGUCACUAAGGUGUCAGUUACAGCAUUUGUCUAUUCGAACAAAGGGUAGGACAGAUUUUAAAAUCCACUAGAAUUGAGUGGGUACAUUCGAUAACAGAACAGUUUAUUGAGAUAGAAAACAUUACAGCUUUAUUGCAUAAAUUUAACGCUUUUGUGCAUUUAUUAUAAUAUUAUAUUAAUUUACUCUUUAUCCUUUAGGGGAUCGAAAGAGCGAACAGUUUUGAAUUUUAGACCUAAGGGCCACGUUUGGCUGCAUUAUCUGAAAUUACUUAGACAGUGACAGGUUUUUUUUACCCAUCGCCUACCUAUAGUUUCCUAGGCCGAUAAUAAAUUUCGCACAUUUAAAAUUAAAACCUGUACUUACCAGUAGUUCUUAGAUUAUCCAACAACCGCAGCCUUUUAUUGAAAGUUUAAGAAAAGUUGGUUGUACUCAGUAAUAAAAAUAGGUUUAUUUCCAAAAUAAGUACGAUUCAAGGUAUUCGGCAGGUGUAAGCAUUAUAGUUUAGAGUCCGUUAAAGACUGCCGGGUAAGUACCUAGGUUGGUACCUUUUAGCGGUAUGAAAAGAAUGUAAAGAUUUGCCAAAUACAUUAAGGACGGUUGCAAUGAUAGAUAGACAAAUAGAUAAAAAAGUUUAUUUAACAUUCGGCAAUAUCUCGCAUAUACCUUGGUAAUUUUAAUGUACCUACUUGUUUGUAUGUGCUCUUGUUCCAACGUCGUCCGAUGGAAGAGAUGAAGAACAGAUGAAUUGCGAAAUACUAUCCCUACUUUCAAUCUAAAGAUCAAAGGGAAGUAAUUUUUCAUUAAUAUUGUCUAAACUUCAGUAGGAAAGAGUAAGUAAUGGUAUGGAGAAAAACAUAAGUAAAUUUACUUGAAGAGAUUUCAUAGAGAAGUGUACUUACAAUCAUAAAGUCUAUGUGUCCAUAAACACUUUAUACGAAGAUUUCUGUUGCUAUUCCUGUUUCCUCACAAUUGAGUGAACACACAUAAUGGGCACUGCCAGAAUACAGAAUCCCUGGCGCCUGCGCUGACAACUGACACCUUAGCGGUGAAUGAUCCCUCGGCACUGUCCUCGCAAUAAAAGGGUCUGCAAACCAGACAACCGCAACAUUCGCUCUGGUGUUAACCCGGAGCACAGUGCGUUCCCGAAAAGGAACUUGGAUUCAGUCAUCUACAUACAGCAUAUACGCCAAGAUGUCUAUGGUCCGAAGAUCCAGUAUGGACAGGAUGUCCUCCAGCAUGACGUCUAGUAUGACUGGAAUGGGACUUGGUGGAAUUACCGGGCUGACAUCAGGGAUGAGUACAUUAAGUUGCAUGAGAGAACAGCAGAUGACAAUCGGCGGAAUGCCUUCGAACUAUGUUCCUGGGCUUUCAGCGUAUUACAACAUCUCGAGUUUCUGCCAACGUCCGGGGCAAACUCGUCGCUGGCCCAUGCAACGUGCUGGACCCACGGCUCAGCAUCGUCCCGGCCGUUCUCACAGCACGGGAGCACUGCAUCGCAUGAAACAUUCAAUGAGGAAUAGUCCGAAUACUCAGUAUACCCACAAUCUUAUUUGCAAGAUGGCCGAUCAAAAUGAGCGCAGACGUCGUCAAGACACCAUGGAGAUGAUUCCUCAAAGCUACUAUUCCCAACAGCCACUAAAGGUGGAGCUCAGUGAGUUCUACUCACGAGAUAAUUCUAAGGAUCACCAUACUGAACAAUACGAUUUGGUGAAUGACAACAUCCUACCGAAUCCAGUUCUCAGACGUGGUCAGAAUUUCUUCUUCGCGGUACGUUUUGACCGAACUUACGAUAAGCAGCAGGAUAUGAUUCGAGUUGUUUUCUGCUUUGGUCCGAAGCCUAGUGUUACUAAGGGAACACGGGUUGUAUUACCUGUGAAUUGGAGCAAUCAGCAAGGUGUAUUCCAACAUUCUCGUGACAUGAUGGGAAUGGGAAUGGGCAUGGGUAUGGGAUUGGGAAUGUCCCGUAUGCAAGAAACUAGCACUGGGAUGGCUACAAUGGGAUCCAUGGGUACAAUGGGCACAAUGGGUACCAUGAGUACGAUGGGAACUAUGGGCACGAUGGGUCCUAUGGGUCCGAUGAGCGGUAUGAGGGAAACAACAACCUAUGGAGUUCGUCGCAGUUCGUUUAGUAACGAACCUUUGCCUUUGCAACAUAGUCCUCUUAGUCCACAUGGCCCAAUGGACAGACCAAUAAUGGAUCGUUACGGAAAUACUACACAGCACUCGUCAUUUGGUCGUGGCUAUGGAUCGCGUCAUGGCUCACGACAUGGAUCUAUGCAAAAUCUGGCAUCUCUUGCCCACGAUAUGGACAGAUGGGAUAUAAGCAUCCAGCGGCAGGAUGGGAAUACCAUUACAUUCCAAGUUCAUGUUCCUGCAACGGCUCCUGUGGGGGUAUGGAACUGCUGGGUACAAACCAACCGAUUUGGCCAGCGUGAUAAUCGCCAUGAUUACAAAUGUGAUGAAGAUAUCUACAUUUUGUUCAAUCCGUGGUGUCGCGAAGAUCCGGUUUACAUGGAUAAUGAGUCGUCUCGAAAGGAGUACGUACUCAAUGAACAAGGAAAAAUUUGGUGUGGCACAUGGCGCCAACCCAAGGGCAGAAAAUGGAUUUAUGGACAAUUUGACGACGUGGUUUUGCCAGCUUGCAUGUACUUGCUCGAACGCAGUGGUUUGGAGCAUUCAGAACGUGGUAAUCCUAUUCGUGUCUGCCGAGCUAUUUCAUCAAUGAUUAAUGCCAAUCAUGAUGACGACGGUCUCAUGGUGGGACGUUAUGAUGGAGAGUAUAAAGACGGUGUAGCGCCCCAUGCUUGGACGGGAUCUGUGGCAAUAAUGGAACGGUACUUGACUGAUGGUGGUCGUCCUGUAGAAUAUGGUCAAUGUUGGGUAUACUCCGGUCUUGUAGUCACUAUUUGCAGGGCUUUAGGUAUACCUUGCCGAUCAGUAACAAAUUACGUAUCAGCCCAUGAUACGAACCGCACAUUCACUGUCGAUAAAUAUUUCGACCGCGAUGGUAAUGAAGUACCUAAUGGUCCUGAUGAGGAUUGCUACGAUUCAUGCUGGAACUUCCACGUAUGGAAUGAUGUUUGGAUGCAGAGACCAGAUUUGCCACAAGGAUACAGCGGCUGGCAGAUUAUUGAUUCUACACCUCAGGAAGAAGCAGAAUCAGUGUACCACUGCGGCCCGGCCAGUGUUGAAGCUGUGCGGCGAGGUGAAGUAGGCUUCCAGUACGACACGCCUUUCAUGUUCUGUCAGCUCAAUGCUGAACUCUGCCACUUCCAAGAAGAAGAAAACUCAGAAUGGGGCUUUAUUAGGAUGGCAUCGAACCAAUACCAAGUCGGCCGAAAGAUUCUUACCAAGAAUCCCAAUCGAGAUGAUGACGAAGGUGAAAGUGAUAUGCUGGAAAUUACGCAUGAAUACAAGACAGUUGAUAGUUCAUCGCCAGAGCGACUUGCGGUCAUUGCUUCUUGCCGUGGCUAUCAGCGUUUGCAACAGUACUAUGAAUACCCUGAUCGCAACUAUGAAGAUGUUUACUUCGACCUUAUGGACAUCGAUAUCGUGCCUUAUGGACAACCGUUUGAUUGCACCAUGAAUAUCCAGAACAAAUCGCAUGAAGAUCGUACCAUCUGGUGCGUGUUGACUGCAUCUUCAUGUUAUUACACUGGAGCCAUUGCUUCGCGUCUAAGACGAGCUCAAGGAGAAUUUAUCGUACGUGCUGGCCAACGUGAAGUUCUGAAGCUGCAUGUCUCUCCUCAAGAAUACAUGGAUAAAUUGGUAGACCAUUCGAUGGUUAAGGUGCAUGCUAUGGCAUACGUGAAGCAGACGCGUCAGGCUUGGUCUGAUGAAGACGAUUUUCCGCUACAUAAGCCCAGGAUGCAAAUUCAGGUUAGAAACCAGCCUUGCAUUGGACAGGAAUGCCCAAUCACAUUCAGCUUCCAGAAUCCGUUGAAUGUUCACCUCACUGAUUGCUACUUCACUUUCGAAGGAGCUGGUAUACAGCGACCUCGACAGAUAAGGUUCCGCGAUGUAAAGCCGGGUGAGUUCGUCAACUACCAAGACAAGUUCGUGCCCCGCCGCCAUGGGGAGCGCCGUAUCGUCGUGACGUUCUCCUCGCGCCAGAUGGACGAGAUCUUCGGGUGUACUACGGUGAAUGUGCGCGGCUAGCUAGCCCCCGGGCCUCGUGCGCUGUCUCCCAGAGCCUCGCCGGGGCCUUCUUCGCCACCUCAGCUGCAAAUGGACCGAUCCUACACUUCGUACGUUGCCCCUGAUCAACACGUCUAUGUUCAAGAAGAGGAGGUCGUAGUUUUGAAGUCCAUUUGAAUCGACGUGGCAAAGACGUUUAGUUGUUUCGUGUUUGUUGAACGUACGAGUGUUUGUUUCUCUUUUUUGUUAUUUAUUGUGAAUCUCUUUAACGACAUGGCUUUCUUAUGGACUAUAUAGAUGUUUUUCUACAUGUGUGUGACACAAAGCACCGUUCAUAUAGAUAAAAACUAUAAAAAAAAAAGAUUUGAAAAUAUCUUUCACAUUUGUCACAGAGUGUUUUUAUAAUGUAAUCAUUUAUGAUAAGAAGAUAUAACCGAUGCUUCAAGUGCCAUUUAUUUUGCUAUGACUUUUUUAGUUCUUAAGAUUUAAGGGAG
This is a messenger RNA of Amyelois transitella, 4740 nucleotides long. Its product is annotated as hemocyte protein-glutamine gamma-glutamyltransferase-like. NCBI's taxonomy places the organism in Eukaryota, Metazoa, Arthropoda, Insecta, Lepidoptera, Pyralidae. Gene Ontology annotation, molecular function: protein-glutamine gamma-glutamyltransferase activity. The record is from RefSeq and is a predicted model, not a curated record. The transcript has 9 exons. Bases 1301 to 4267 code for a protein of 988 amino acids. Gene Ontology annotation, biological process: peptide cross-linking.